Impatiens glandulifera is the source of this 2236-nucleotide messenger RNA. RefSeq names its product 3-ketoacyl-CoA synthase 11-like. The record is from RefSeq and is a predicted model, not a curated record. Bases 512 to 2068 code for a protein of 518 amino acids. NCBI's taxonomy places the organism in Eukaryota, Viridiplantae, Streptophyta, Magnoliopsida, Ericales, Balsaminaceae. Gene Ontology annotation, cellular component: membrane. The transcript has 2 exons. Gene Ontology annotation, molecular function: acyltransferase activity, transferring groups other than amino-acyl groups. Gene Ontology annotation, biological process: fatty acid biosynthetic process.
UCCGGCCGCCUCCAUUUGACGCGAUCUCCCUCUCUCUCUCUCUCUCUCUACAAUUAUAUAUAUAUAUAUAUAUAUAUUCUCUGCAAAUUGUCAUCGUCUUCAUAGAUUUCUCCGGAUUAAGGAAGGAAGACCGAAGCGCGAUCAACUUACACCUUUUCACCGCUCAAGGGAUUGGAUUGAUUCCUUGAGCUGUGUUACGACGGAUAGUCUUAAUUCGAGCAGAUAUUGUCCUGUCUCUGAAUCUCGCCUCUCGAUCGAAUCGAUGGUAACUUGUAUGAUUUGAACUGAUCAUAUUAUCGUGCAAUUAAUUGAAUUCUCUGUUGUGAAAUUAAAAGUGGCAACUGAGAUUAUUCGGAUAUAUUAGUUACCGCUGCUUUCGUUUGAUCCAUCCAGAAGAUCUCUGUGAACUUUUUUUUGGGAUCUAAGUGUAAUUAAUUGCUUGCCAUCUGUAUUAUACACCAAUUACUUCUUCAACAAAGGAGGAGAAAGUAAAAUCAGAAGAAGAAGAAAGAUGAGUGAAUCAAAUCAGGAAACUCCCUUACUAACAACAACAACAACAACUCCUUCUUCUUCGUCCUCAAGGAAACUACCUGAUUUCAAGCAAUCUGUCAAGUUGAAAUAUGUGAAAUUAGGUUACCAUCACGUUAUCACCCAUGGAAUGUACUUGUUCUUAUCUCCUCUCAUGGUUGUCAUCGUAGCUCAACUUUCUACAUUCUCCUUCCAAGAUAUUUACACCCUCUGGGAUCAAUUACAAUACAAUCUCAUAUCAGUCAUCCUAUGCUCAACUCUUCUCGUCUUCGUCUCAACAGUUUACUUCCUCACUCGUCCAUCCCCAGUUUACCUUGUUAAUUUCUCCUGCUACAAGCCCGAUGAAGACAGAAAAUGCACCAGGCAGAUUUUCAUGGAGAGAUCGGCUUUGACAGGCACUUUCACCCAAGAAAACCUUCAGUUUCAGAAGAAGAUUCUGGAAAGGUCCGGUCUUGGCGAGUCAACUUAUCUACCCGAGGCUGUUCUAAGAGUUCCACCUAAUCCCUGUAUGUCUGAAGCCAGAAAGGAAGCUGAGGCUGUAAUGUUUGGUGCCAUUGACGAACUCUUGGAGAAAACUGGCGUCAAGACCAAGGAUAUUGGGAUUUUGAUUAUUAACUGUAGCUUAUUCAACCCGACCCCAUCUCUAACCGCGAUGGUGAUCAAUCACUAUAAACUAAGAGGGAAUAUUAUUAGCUACAAUCUUGGCGGAAUGGGGUGCAGUGCAGGUUUGAUCUCUAUUGAUCUAGCUAAGAAUCUCCUUCAAGUACAACCCAAUUCCUACGCUUUAGUCGUGAGCAUGGAGAACAUCACAUUGAAUUGGUAUUUCGGAAACGACAGAUCCAUGCUCGUCUCCAAUUGUUUGUUCAGAAUGGGAGGUGCGGCAAUCUUACUUUCUAACAAGUGGUCUGACAGAAGGCGAUCCAAGUACCAAUUGGUCCACACAGUAAGGACCCAUAAGGGUGCGGACGACAAGUGCUUUUCCUGCGUAUACCAAAUGGAGGAUUCGGAGGGAAAUAUAGGUGUCUCGCUUUCGAAAGAGUUAAUGGCGGUUGCUGGAGAUGCGCUGAAGACGAACAUUACAACUCUGGGUCCUCUUGUUUUGCCUAUGUCUGAACAGCUUCUCUUCUUUGGGACAUUGGUUGGGAGAAAAGUACUUAAGAUGAAGAUAAAACCGUAUAUACCUGAUUUCAAAUUGGCGUUUGAGCAUUUCUGUAUUCAUGCGGGUGGAAGGGCUGUGUUGGAUGAAAUAGAGAAGAAUUUGCAACUUUCUGAUUGGAAUAUGGAGCCUUCGAGGAUGACGCUGUAUAGAUUUGGGAAUACUUCGAGCAGUUCACUUUGGUAUGAGCUGGCGUAUACGGAAGCGAAGGGUCGAGUUAAGAAGGGAGAUAGGACUUGGCAGAUUGCGUUUGGAUCGGGGUUUAAGUGUAAUAGUGCGGUUUGGAAGGCUUUGAGAGCGAUUGAUCCGGCGAAGGAGAGGAAUCCGUGGAUGGAUGAGAUUGACCAGUUUCCUGUAGAAGUUCCGAAGGUGGCAACGAUCUAAUGAUAAUAAUAUUCAAUGUAAGUUAAAAUAUAUAUCUCGUAAUUUGUUAAGUCUUUUGUUGAUGACUUUUCUAAUUGGAGUAUGUAUUUUGUUUGUCUAACAUUCUCUUAUUCUUGUGACUAACUUAAAACUUCCAUGGUUUUGAUGUUCAUGCUCAUAUUUCAUGCA